GUCAGAAUGUUGCGCACCGCGAUAUUAGGCCUGCCACGGCAAUGCCAAUGCGGCACGUCAUUCACGCAGUUCACGACUCGGAGAGCACUCACAUUCAGCGCUCAUUUGCCUCCCUCUCCACCUCGGCGACCUCAUGUACGACUGCAACAUAGCCCAAGUGCUGCUGGCGCAGGGCCAAGCCAGAGCGCAAGGGCGCGCGCGGCGGGAUAUGAGGCUGCACGCCAGAAGAUGCACUCGCAGCGCAACAGAAGUCUGGUCAUGUAUUCAUCCGCCGCGAUCGUGUUCGCACUCGGGAUGACCUACGCGGCAGUCCCGCUCUACCGCAUGUUCUGCGCUGCAACAGGCUUCGCGGGCACGCCCCAGGUCGGCAAGGGCAAGUUCUCCGCAGACAGGCUGGUGCCCGUCGACGACGCGCGGCGGAUAACCGUGCACUUUAACGCGGAUCGGAGCGAAGCGCUCCCGUGGAAGUUCUCGCCGCAGCAGAAGUUCGUGAACGUGCUGCCGGGCGAGACGAGUCUGGCGUUUUACAGGGCGCGCAACAACAGCCGGCAGGACAUUAUUGGCAUCGCGACGUACAACGUCACGCCAGACCGGAUAGCACCGUACUUUUCAAAGGUGGAAUGUUUCUGCUUUGAGGAGCAGAAGCUGCUCGCGGGGGAAGAGGUGGAUAUGCCGCUGCUGUUCUUCAUUGAUAAGGACUUUGUGGAUGAUCCUGCGUGCCGGGACAUUGACGACGUGGUGCUUUCAUAUACCUUCUUCAGGGCACGACGAGACAGGAAUGGGAACCUGGAGCCGGAUGCAGAAGAGGAUGUGGUGCAAAAGUCGCUUGGGUUCGACAAGUUUGAGCACGCGCCCAAGAAGUGAGCUGGCAGAUUGUAGAGAGUAGAAGUUGAUGACCUCACUACUUGGACAAUAAUGGACUAAAUGAGCGCCAG
Molecule: messenger RNA, 935 nt
Organism: Coniophora puteana RWD-64-598 SS2
Lineage: Eukaryota; Fungi; Basidiomycota; Agaricomycetes; Boletales; Coniophoraceae
Exons: 5
Coding region: 7-864 (285 amino acids)
Cellular component (GO): mitochondrial inner membrane
Molecular function (GO): copper ion binding
Source: RefSeq, a predicted model, not a curated record